AUGGCCAACUCUGUGGCCCGCCAAGCGCGGUGUGCCUCGAAGUAUGCAACGAAUAGGGCUGUGUACUUGGAGGCAGUGCUUCGCAAUGUGCAGUGGGCGACGCUCCAGUCGUGUUGGGGAAGGUCCCUGGAGAUUGCGAUUGCGGCCCCCUUGCGAUCGAGUUCCGAUGGGUCGGCUUGGUGGACGUCGCUUGAAUCGACGGUGACUUCUGAAUUAGACGAAGUGGCGGUGUGGCACACGCACAACAUUUCAACCUUUGACACGGACUGGCAAAACUACAAGUCGAUUGGGAUCAUCGACACGUACAACAUCCAAAACGCGUUUGGGUUUUCGUACCCCAUGACCCUCAAGCACACGAACGGGACUUUUCAAUUGAACGCCCAAACCAGCAUGAAAAUGUACUGGGCGUUUGCGAGUGACCUGUGGGCUGUGACAGACCCGUCCACAUUCAUCUUUGGCAAGAGUUUGGUGCGACAAAUGGGGCAAUUUGCCUUCGCGAAUGUCUCGAUGGAGUCGGUGGUGCUUCAAAAUGGCACGGCCGCACAGGUCGAGUCGGGUGCAUUUGCCACCUUCCGCGACACCAUCGGGCCGUUCGGGUCUGUGGACGUCAAGCACGUGGCAGUUCCCCCAUCCGUGGUGCGGUUUGUGCUGCACGUCAAAGACACAAUGACGCGGUUGCGGACGAAAUCCCUGUCCUUGUCGGCAGAAUACUCCGCUAUGUACGAUCCCUCGGAAUUUUGUUACAUUCCAGCGUCCUGGUUUGAAAGUGGCCAAGUGCAUGGCGCGGGGGGCAAGAUCAUGUGUCCGGAAAGCACGACGUGGGUGCUCGAGGGGGACUUUGGGUUCUCACCGGUGCGGGGGUAG
This is a messenger RNA of Aphanomyces astaci, 864 nucleotides long. RefSeq lists its product as hypothetical. The coding region runs from base 1 to 864 and encodes 287 amino acids. NCBI's taxonomy places the organism in Eukaryota, Oomycota, Saprolegniomycetes, Saprolegniales, Verrucalvaceae. The record is from RefSeq and is a predicted model, not a curated record. The transcript has a single exon.